CUCGUGGGAGGUCUGGCUCUGUCCCUCGCAGGCGCCUUUCUCCUCUUCCUCAACACCGCCCUCUUUGCCAUCUUCUAUUCCAUCGGCGUCGUCCUUUCCCUCGUGGGCACUGGAUUCCUGAUUGGAUUCAUGAAACAAUUCAGACAGAUGUUCAACCCAGUGAGAGUGGUGGCCACCAUUGUACUCCUGGUCAGCUUCGUUCUGGUUUGGGUCGCGGCAUUUGCAGUGGAUAGCGCACCAAUGGCAAUCGUCUUUGUCGUCGUACUAUAUCUGGCAUACAUCUGGUACAGUCUGUCAUACAUCCCAUACGCGAGAGAAUUUGUCAAGAACAUGUUCUCGAAAUUCUUCUAG
Messenger RNA from Microstroma glucosiphilum, 351 nucleotides. Its product is annotated as SFT2-like protein. The record is from RefSeq and is a predicted model, not a curated record. Gene Ontology annotation, cellular component: membrane. The transcript has 3 exons. NCBI's taxonomy places the organism in Eukaryota, Fungi, Basidiomycota, Exobasidiomycetes, Microstromatales, Microstromataceae. The annotation marks the transcript as partial. Gene Ontology annotation, biological process: vesicle-mediated transport.